UAUUGGCUCCAGUGUCCUCUUCACAAGAUUCAAGAUCACCAUGGAGAUAGCUCCAAAACAACGUCUCACAUUUGCAUCCAUGUGGGCAUUUGAAGAUAUAGGGGUCAGAGAAAUUGAAGAAAAAGUCCAGUGCCAAUGCGAGUAUUCGAGCCCUGAAGAAGUGCUCGUCAUCAAAGGCGACCUUGAGGGGUCUGUACCUUCUCUUGCAGGGAUGUUAUGCGCUUUCAUUGACUCGCAGAAGAACAAAGACUUGCUCGAUAUGCCCAGGGUUCGCCUCUUGGAGCUCCCUACGAACUUUCAAGACAGCUCUUCCCCCAAUCCUACCCAAGAUAUCGCUGGAGGGCAAAAGCUGCUGUCUAUCGACGACGAAUCUGAUGAGGAUGUUGCAUUCUACUCCGUUACUCGAGUGACGAAAUUCUGGUUAUCCUCGGACGGCGGAAUCGGCUGCUUUGCAUCCAAUUCCUUCCAGGAUAUGCUGCUUGAAAUCGCGAAAGGCACUGGGACAGAAAUCUCUGUUAUCAAUAACCUCAAAGGCAUUCAAGUUUCUGGCAAAAGUGCAAAUGAUGUCGAUGAUGCUAUGAUGAAGCUUACUCGGAUUGAAAAACCACUGGCCUUGCUGCGUUCCCCGUGCGCAAAUAACAUUGCCGUGGCCAUCAAUGAAAAGGAGACACGAUACAGAGUACAAAGUUACGGAACUCUGAAUCCGCUGGCCCUGCGCCGUAUUCUGGUGAAUCCAAAUACGGCAACAAACAUUGGGUUAGGUCAGAUGUUUGUCACAGUACUUCUUGUAUUUGAUGAUGAAAAACAGGAAUUCAUAUUGCCUGAGAAUCUCGUCAAGCCCCCACAGAGUUCCGAUGAGCCUGGAACGUCACGUAUAUGGAAUGACUUCACGUUUCGAGAAAUUGGGAAGCCAGAAGUAUUCCUCCCAAGUAGCUCAACUACUGAGAAUAAACUUGACUACUCUCGGCUCAUUCUACUACGUCAUGCUUCCAGUCAUCCUUAUUUGAGCCCUGAAAAGGUCAAGCGAGUUGAUCAAUGGAUUUUCGAGGGACCAGACAUUGGGACAAAUGAUACUGGCUUGGAUUCUGAAGUUGAGAAGUCUUCCAAUGCUUCACCUUCCAACAGCUGCUCUUCAAAAAUGGUCGCUCGCGCAGAUUUCAAGAAAACACCUGGCAUUAAAACGCGAAGGGCAGUCCCAGCUGUUCAAGAAACUGCUUCUCAUGAGCCAAAUGCACGUAAGCUGCUAAACUCACCAGUCGGGCCUAACGACGACACCGCCGCUCCCCGAAAGCGUUGGAGGACGCUGUAUACUCAGCAGUCGAACAAAACCCAACAGGAAGGAUCUUCUUCAGUGUCCGUAGCCCGGGACAUGAAUGCCAAUCUUGAAGCAUCUGGGAAUAGCCUACACUCACCAGAAAGGUUGCAUGUUGAGAGAAAAGCAUUUAUGCCCACGACAUUUGACGCCACAAAAUAUGGUCUCAACAAGAUAUCCGAGCAAGCCACAAAAUGGAGGCAUGAUAGUCCAAAAGUUCAAGCAGGAGGCCAGAACACCGGUCCUUUGCAGAAGAAACAUCAUGCUAAACAAACCGAGCUGGUUGAUAUUUUCACCCCAAGCGAUGGCACAACCAUCAGCCCCCGCCCAGCCCUUCCAUUCAAUCAUCCGCCUCUGGUUCCCGCAAAGUCUACGUCUAGCCGGACAGAAAGUACAGCAUAUAGUCUCUUGAUCAACGACGUAUCGGCUCCUAGAUCUAUCGGUAUUUCCUGUGAUCUCAAUGGUCUCAAAUUUGAUGCAGACACUAUUCCAAAUGAAUCUAAAAGUCUAGAUUGCCGUGACAAAAUAUCCCCAAAUAAAACAGAUUUCGAGGUUCAAGCAGCUAGGCUACAAGGUGUGAGCAAAGCUUGCUGCCGAGUAUUGACUGAGAGUGGCUCAACAUCUGCCACCCCGUGGAAAAGUUUGGGAGAGUAUGCCCGGAGUUUGGAAAGGGAGAAACUCGCGGAACUGGGGAGACCUGCGCAGCCAGAGGAUAUACAACCAGUUGACGAGAGAGAGACUAGACGCUAUCACCAUAUUAUGUUUCAUAAGAUGGCAAAGCCGGGUGAGAACGCGAAGCUAAGCAAUCUUGAGAUCAGGGCCAAAAGGCAAGCUACUCUGGAGGACGCUUGGGGAAUUACCCAACUGCAAAAUCCCCAACGGUCUGCAGGGAACUUGGGCGUCCAAAAGUUGUCUUCCAGUAAGAAGACAAAGGAGACAUCAAUUACCCAGGGGAGUGAAAUAAGACAACAAAACGAGGCAAGCAUGAACGAGUAUAUUAAGAGCUUUUCUGAGGCUAUCAUGCCAAUCCUCGAGGCUGCUGAAGCCUUCCCGGGUACUCUCACAAUAGAAAUACAAGUUGGGCUUAUUUUAGUACCUCUUCUACCAAAAACCUGCAGCGAGGGCUCGAUGUCUCCCAGUGAGUGGUCUAGGAUUUUCCAGCCACGCAAUGGCCUAGCGGCGCCGACUACAAAAUUCUGCAACAGGGUAACAGCUUUCGGUUCAGACAUCGAUCGCAUUGUGGACAUCAAAACAUCCAGAUCAGGAGAGAAAUCCCGCAUCUUCGAACAGGAAUACAGCGAGUACCACGUUAGUUACGAGUAUCAUUGUCGAACCAAGUCAGACCAGCUUCUCCUCAUUGUCAUCGACGAGCAGGGCAAAUAUUCGAUUCAAAACCCAGGGGCAAUGCUGGGGGCAGUUAAUAUACAUUUCCCCGGCCAAACGUGGGACGCUAGGGCUGUCGUCAGCGGUUCGACAGAAUAUCGUUCUGGGACCAAUCCGGAAUUCGAAGAAGCAGCGCAAUACCUCAUCAACCACCUCUGGAUUCAGCCGAACAAACCUCAGAUUCGCAUUUUUUCCUGCCUCCCCAGGGGGGGAUUACUUACCGUUGAAAAAGUGCUGAUGAAGCGGUGGACUCGCCAUCGACUUAUUCAAGAGAACGACCCCGCCAAAGACCAAAAUGGCCAAGACCUCUUUCUACAGGUAAUGGAGGCUCAGGAGCUAUUCCUCGGAGUUACCCAGUCCCCAGUUCAUCAGCCCUUGAGGGCUCGAGGUGGACCACCCUGGGACAUGGCUCGGAGAGGGAAAAUGUGGCAUGAAGUUUCGCUGGUCAGUCCCUUAAUAGAAGCCAUGUUGAAGGCAAACGCGAAUCUCGAGGUUGGUGAGCAAACAAACGAUUGGCGAAGCACAGAUCUGUUUGGCAAGGAUGAUGCCUUACCCCCCAAUCAAUUGCCAAACCCAUUAAGUCCAACAGCAGCAGCCAUUGGGGGUGCAGGACUUGUGGGACUGUUCCGUCUAGCAAGAACAGUGGUAGAGAAAAUAGACUGGGCGGGAUAUUGGAAUCAAGGACCUUUCUCUGAUCACUCCAAAGUGGUGCCUGAUGACUGCCCGGAAAGCCUGGCAGCGGAAUGGCCCAGGAAGGAGUGGGAUUUCGAGGACUUGGAAAGCAUCAAGGAGGUACAAAGUGUCACUGAAAAUGUUAGCCUUUUGGCGACUUCUGCGGCCAGGUCUGUGAAGAACUACGAAACGACCUACUGGUAG
Messenger RNA from Aspergillus ochraceoroseus IBT 24754, 3571 nucleotides. RefSeq lists its product as uncharacterized. The transcript is spliced from 5 exons. NCBI's taxonomy places the organism in Eukaryota, Fungi, Ascomycota, Eurotiomycetes, Eurotiales, Aspergillaceae. The coding region runs from base 41 to 3571 and encodes 1176 amino acids. The record is from RefSeq and is a predicted model, not a curated record.